Messenger RNA from Prunus mume (Japanese apricot), 980 nucleotides. Its product is annotated as glucan endo-1,3-beta-glucosidase-like. NCBI's taxonomy places the organism in Eukaryota, Viridiplantae, Streptophyta, Magnoliopsida, Rosales, Rosaceae. The record is from RefSeq and is a predicted model, not a curated record.
UCGAGGCAAAGCAAACUGAGACUUUCCGAUGAUGAAGACCCUAGUAGUAGUCCUCAGCCUCAGCUUAACCAUCCUUUCCUUCGGAGGUGCACAUGCAGCGACAAUGUCUUUCAAAAACAAUUGCCCCUACACGGUCUGGCCAGCAACCCUAACCGGCGAUGGAAAACCUCAACUAUCAACCACAGGGUUCGAGUUAGCAUCCCAAGCUAGCUUCCAGCUAGACACUCCGGUGCCAUGGACCGGCCGUUUCUGGGCCCGAACUGGAUGCUCCACGGACGCCUCUGGAAAGUUCGUCUGCGCCACCGCAGACUGUGCCUCUGGUCAGGUCACGUGCAAUGGUAACGGUGCCAUUCCGCCGGCAACUUUAGCGGAAUUCAGUAUUCCAGCCGGCGGAGGACAAGAUUUCUACGACCUUAGUCUUGUUGAUGGCUUCAACUUGCCCAUUUCUGUGACUCCACAAGGCGGUACCGGCGACUGCAAGACGACUAGUUGCCCGGCGAACGUGAACACAGUUUGUCCGAGUGAGCUGCAAAAGAAAGGCUCCGAUGGGAGCCUGGUUGGCUGCUUGAGCGCAUGUUUUGCAUUCAAUCAGUCACAGUACUGUUGCACUCCGCCUCAAGAAACUCCAGAGAAAUGCCCACCGACAAAAUACUCUGAGAUAUUCCGUGAACAAUGCCCCGACGCUUACAGCUAUGUUUAUGAUGACAAAAGUGGUACAUUUACAUGCAAUGGUGGACCUAACUACGUCAUUACUUUCUGCCCUUCAGGUCCCUGUUGUGGUGACAUUUACAUACAUAUAGGGACUAUCGACAUGUAAUUGAUAAUGGGCCGAUAAUUAGUCUGGCUAUGUAUCAAGCAUUUGAAGGAGCCAAGCCAUGCUCUUUGAGGGUGUCUCUAUGGUGCUCAUCGUGUACUACGAACAAACAAUGAAUAUUUGAAGGCACCCAAUGAAUAUUUUGAAUAAAUCCCCCUCCCCCAAA